AUGUCGAAAGAGUACGAAGGUCAAGACCCAAUGGAGAUCGCGAGGCAAGCCGAGCGAGACCUCAACUCGAACGCUGCAAAGACGGGAACAAGUGGUAGCGAUAGCACCAACGAUUCCGGCAUCGACGAAGCUGGUGCCGCAAGAUUUGCAGGCGGCUCAGUGACAACGGGUUCAACAGGCGCAAGCAACAAUCGUGCAAUUCCAGAGGACGAGGGAGGCUCUAUCAACCCCAGCACUGGCCGUCCCUUCAAGGCCAGCGAUUACGAGGGUCUCGGCGGUCCAGAGGACAAGGCACAAGCGUACGCUGAGGCAGCGGGCGGCAACAACGAUGUGAGAGGAAACAUUCGUCAGCAGGGCGAGAGUGCUGCGCUUAAUGACAAUGCGAGGGAUGGUCCUUCAGGCCAGCCUGUCUCUGAGCACGGUCCAGUGAGUACUUGA
Molecule: messenger RNA, 438 nt
Organism: Recurvomyces mirabilis
Lineage: Eukaryota; Fungi; Ascomycota; Dothideomycetes; Mycosphaerellales; Teratosphaeriaceae
Exons: 3
Coding region: 1-438 (145 amino acids)
Source: RefSeq, a predicted model, not a curated record